Messenger RNA from Geodia barretti, 709 nucleotides. Lineage: Eukaryota; Metazoa; Porifera; Demospongiae; Tetractinellida; Geodiidae. The record is from the annotation of a GenBank genome assembly.
AAUAAGAGCUACAAUAGGCAUUGUCACUGCUGCAAGUGUUCAUGAUGAAACAUUUGUCUCAGUUUUUGAGCAAUGCUAAAUCACGUCUCCAACUCGUGAGAACGAAUCUCAGUCGCGCAUUCCUUACUGAAAUUCGACCUUUGAACCCGAACUCGUGGCAACCGAAGAUGCCGAAAUCCAAGAGAAAUAGAAUCUACACUCUGUCGCAGACGAGGAAGAAAGGGAGAGAGGCAAAGAGCGGACUCUUACAGGAGGUACGAGACUGUGUGGACAAGUACUCACACAUAUUUGUGUAUAGUGUUGAGAACAUGAGAAACAACAAACUCAAGGAGGUGAGGACCCAGUGGAGGAGCGGUGAUGGUUCUACGGGAGGAACAGAGUCCUGGCCCACAGCCCUCGGGAGGUUGAGGCCGAGGAAAUACAGAGAGGGUCUCUCCUCUCUUGCCAAGGUCACACACACACACACACACCUCGUCUGCAGCCGCGAGCUGCCCUUUCGUACUACAUGAUGCUGCUCUUCUGCGUUGUUUGAUCUCUAUGAUGUGAUGACACAUGCAUCAUAUGUACUUAUUGUGUUUAGCACACUCUAGCAUUAGAGAAAGAUGAUGAAAAUAGGAAACAGCCCAAUCAACUAGGUUGUUCAAUGCCACUUUCAUACCAAUUUAUUUCUUUAGUGUAUAAGAUUCAUAAGAAAAGGUUUUUCCUUCCU